This is a messenger RNA of Xenopus laevis (African clawed frog), 3905 nucleotides long. It is a transcript of the gene taf2.L, whose product is annotated as TATA-box binding protein associated factor 2 L homeolog. Gene Ontology annotation, cellular component: nucleus; transcription factor TFIID complex. Bases 169 to 3792 code for a protein of 1207 amino acids. The record is from RefSeq and is a predicted model, not a curated record. Lineage: Eukaryota; Metazoa; Chordata; Amphibia; Anura; Pipidae. Gene Ontology annotation, biological process: transcription initiation at RNA polymerase II promoter; RNA polymerase II preinitiation complex assembly. Gene Ontology annotation, molecular function: RNA polymerase II general transcription initiation factor activity; chromatin binding; transcription cis-regulatory region binding. The transcript has 26 exons.
GCGAGAGUUCAAGCUGAGAAGCCGGAAAGCGGAAGUACUGGCGGUACAUGCCUGGGACUUUGAUGGAGCGCGGGAGAGGAAUGUGAUCACCGGCACCGCUUCUCUCGUUACCAUAGCAACUGUUGGGCAUCAGCAGCUGGGUCACCGAAUCAUGUUGCGUGUCCUUAAAUGCGGCUGGCGGCGGCUAUAGGAGCCAGUGACACCGUGUCCAGCACAAUGAAUAGGAAGAAAGGGGACAAGGGCUUUGAGAGCCCCAGACCUUACAAAUUGACCCAUCAGGUAGUCUGCAUCAACAACAUCAACUUCCAGAGAAAGUCCGUCAUAGGAUUUGUGGAAUUAACAAUAUGCCCCAUGGUAAGCAGUCUGAACAGGUUCAAGCUGAACAGCAAGCAAUGCCGAAUAUACAGAGUGAGGGUGAAUGAUCUAGAAGCUGCUUUCAUAUACAAUGACCCAACGCUGGAAGUCUGCCACCAUGAGUCCAAACAGAGGAAUCUUAAUUAUUUUUCCAAUGCGUACACAGCUGCAGUGACUGCGGUAGAUCCCGACGCUGGGAAUGGAGAACUAUGCAUUAAGAUUCCAUCGGAAUUGUGGAAGCACGUAGAUGAGUUAAAGAGCCUAAAGGUAUACAUUGAAUUCUCUUUGGAUCAGCCAAAAGGUGGACUCCAUUUUGUUGUGCCAGAUGUAGAAGGCAGCAUGGCAGAACGAGGGGCUCAUGUGUUUUCCUAUGGAUACCAGAAUUCCACAAGGUUUUGGUUCCCCUGUGUGGAUUCUUAUUCAGAGCUGUGCACGUGGAAGCUGGAGUUUACAGUGGAUGCCUCCAUGGUGGCAGUUUCUAAUGGAGAUUUAGUGGAAGCGGUGUAUACUCAUGACAUGAGAAAGAAGACCUUCCAUUAUACACUGACUAUUCCAACUGCUGCUCCUAAUAUCUCUCUUGCUGUUGGGCCAUUUGAGAUUCUCGUCGAUCCGUACAUGCACGAGGUGACCCAUUUUUGUUUACCUCAGUUGUUGCCGCUAUUAAAGCACACUACCUCCUACCUUCAUGAAGUGUUCGAGUUCUAUGAAGAAAUCUUGACAUGCCGAUAUCCGUAUUCCUGCUUUAAAACUGUCUUUGUUGACGAAGCUUAUAUAGAAGUGGCAUCUUAUGCAUCUAUGAGUAUUUUUAGCACAAACCUUCUGCACAGCUCCAUGAUUAUCGAUCAGACGCCCAUGACUAGGAGAUUUUUGGCACACUCUUUAGCCGAGCAGUUUUUUGGCUGCUUUAUUUCAAGGAUGUCCUGGUCUGAUGAAUGGGUGUUGAAAGGAAUAUCUGGCUACAUCUAUGGUCUUUGGAUGAAAAAAACAUUUGGUGUGAAUCAGUACCGACACUGGAUUAAAGAUGAACUGGACUCCAUUGUUGCCUAUGAACUGAAGACCGGUGGGGUUUUGCUCCAUCCAACAUUUUCAUCUGGGAAAGAGAAGGACAACCCAGCGUCCCAUCUGCACUUCUCAAUCAAACACCCGCACACAAUGUCCUGGGAAUACUAUAACAUGUUUCAGUGCAAAGCUCAUUUGGUCAUACGGCUCAUUGAAAACCGGAUCAGCAUGGAGUUCAUGCUUCAGGUUUUCAACAAGCUUUUAAGCCUGGCCAGCACGGCCUCGUCUCAGAAGUUCCAGUCCCACAUGUGGAGUCAGAUGUUGGUUUCCACAUCUGGCUUCUUAAAAUCCAUCUCCAACGUUUCUGGAAAAGACAUUCAGCCUCUAAUAAAACAAUGGGUAGAUCAAAGUGGGGUGGUUAAGUUCUAUGGCAGCUUUGCGUUUAAUCGAAAACGAAAUGUUUUGGAACUGGAGAUUAAACAAGACUACACCUCUCUGGGAACUCAGAAAUAUGUGGGCCCGAUUAAAGUCACUGUUCAGGAGCUGGAUGGGUCUUUCAACCACACACUGCAGAUUGAAGAGAACAGCCUGAAGCAUGACAUACCCUGUCACUCGAAAAGCAGAAGAAACAAAAAGAAGAAAAUCCCAUUGAUGAAUGGAGAAGAAGUUGACAUGGAUCUUUCUGCAAUGGAUGCCGACUCCCCGUUGCUGUGGAUAAGGAUAGACCCAGACAUGUCCGUGCUGAGGAAGGUGGGGUUCGAACAAGCGGAUUUCAUGUGGCAGUAUCAGCUACGGUAUGAAAGAGACGUGGUUGCCCAGGAAGAAUCCAUCCUUGCUCUCGAAUCCUUUCCCACUCCUGCAUCACGCUUAGCAUUGACGGACAUCCUUGAGCAGGAACAGUGUUUCUAUCGUGUGAGAAUGAUGGCAUGCUUCUGCCUCGCCAAGAUUGCUAAUUCAAUGGUCAGUACCUGGACUGGGCCACCAGCGAUGAAGUCCCUCUUUACCCGUAUGUUCUGUUGUAAGAGUUGCCCCAACAUCGUGAAGACGAAUAACUUCAUGAACUUCCAAAGUUACUUUCUACAGAAGACUAUGCCAGUUGCCAUGGCCUUGUUGAGAGACGUCCAUAAUUUAUGUCCCAAGGAAGUCCUUUUCUUUAUUUUAGACCUUAUCAAGUACAAUGACAACAGGAAAAAUAAGUUUUCGGAUAACUACUACAGAGCAGAGCUGAUCGAUGCGAUGUCCAACUCUGUAACACCCGCAGUGAGUGUUAACAACGAAUCCCGCACUCUGGAUAAUCUGAACGCAGAUGUCCGCCUGAUCCUUGAGGAAAUUACUCGUUUUCUAAAUAUGGAGAAGCUCCUGCCCAGUUACAGGCAUAUUAUAACAGUGAGUUGCCUGAGAGCCAUCCGUAUUCUACAAAAGAACGGCCAUGUUCCCAGCGAUCCAACGCUAUUUAAGUCCUAUGCAGAGAACGGGCACUUUGUGGACGUCCGAGUGGCCGCACUGGAAGCAGUUGUCGAUUAUACAAAAGUUGACAGAAGCUGCGAGGACCUGCAGUGGCUGCUAACCAUGGCACAGAACGAUCCUGUCCCGUAUAUUCGGCACAAGAUUUUCUACAUGCUCGCAAAGAAUCCCCCCUUCACCAAAAACACUGAGUCUCCUCUGUGCAAUGAAGCUCUAGUUGAUCAGCUUUGGAAGCUUAUGAAUUCAGGUACGUCUCAUGACUGGAGGUUAAGAUGCGGGGCUGUGGAUCUGUACCAUAUACUCUUUGGCCUCAGCCGACCUUCAUGCCUACCUCUCCCAGAGCUUGGAUUAGUGCUUAAUCUGAAGGAGAAGAAGGCUGUGUUGAACCCCACCAUCAUUCCAGAGCCAGUGGCCUGUAACCCAGAUCCGGUGCCAAGUGCCGGCAUGCACGGGCAAGUCACAGCAUUUCCGAGCAAUGAGGAAGAUUCCAAGGAAGCCGUGGCCAGUGUUCUGUCCCAAGGUGUGAAACGGAAAGCUGAGGCGUCUCUCGACUCAUCACUGGAGCCUGGGCAGGUACUGGAGAAGAUUGAGGACAGCAAUAAAGUCAAACUGAAAAUGAGAGAAGAAGAGGAGAUUGAUAUGGACACAGUGCAUGACAGUCAGGCGUUCAUAUAUCACCAUCUGAACAUGUUGGAGAGACCGUCAACACCAGGGAAGGAACAGUCCGGCUUGGACUUACAAAUGCCGCUGAUAUCUACACCCUUAUCAGCCUUUAUGAAGGAAUCCAGCUCAUCAAAGCACAGCGAUCACCAUCACCACCACCAUCAUGAUCACAAAAAAAAGAAGAAAAAGCACAAGCAUAAACACAAGCACAAACACAAGCAUGAAAGCAAAGAGAAGGAACGGGAGCUGCUUCCUUUCUCCAAUAGUCCUGCCAGCGGGCGCUCCAUCAAGUCUCCCUCACUUUCCGACUGAGCCUGCCAGAGCGGCUGCUAUGAGUAUAUGUGCUCGAUACUAUACAAAACAGUUCCAUAGCAGAGGUGUAACAAUAAACACAAAAUACCCAGUGCCUACUGGGAGACUUUAAA